AUGCAGUUUCUGAAGGACUCUCUUCCAAGCCUCGACUUCAAUGAUUCCGAAGGGCGUGGCGCCCUAGGAUGGGCGAUUGUCCAACAGGACUUAUCAGCCGUUACUUGGCUGUUAGACAAUGGCUUAAGCGUCGACACAAACGAUGGCGACGACAAGACACCUCUAAGUUGGGCGUGUUCAGAAAGCUUCCUGCUAGGUGUUCGGCUGUUACUUAGUCGAGGUGCACAAACCGAAGACAUGGACCCGGAUGGUUGGAGGCCUUUACAUAUUGCCGUGAGCCACGACGAUCUUUCGCUUACACGGUGGCUAUUAGAUCAUGGGGCAGAUAUCCAAGGCAAAUCGAAACACGGUUCAACGGCAUUCGAGCUUGCAGUCUCAGAAAAGUCCAUCUCCAUGGUAAAUUUGCUCCUUGACCGGGGGGCAGAUCUCGAAGAACAAAACUCGCUUGGCGCAACUGCUCUGUGUGGAGCUGCCAAGCACGACCAUAGUCAUGACAGUGCUCUCCUACGAGCCUUGAUAGAUCGUGGAGCCAAGAUCAAAGCAACUAGCAAGAAGGGAUGGACUCCCUUGCAUUUCGCAGCACGAUAUGGAGUUACCGAGGCUGUGGAAUUGCUCCUAAAACAAGGAGCCGAC
Molecule: messenger RNA, 633 nt
Organism: Colletotrichum phormii
Lineage: Eukaryota; Fungi; Ascomycota; Sordariomycetes; Glomerellales; Glomerellaceae
Product: ankyrin repeat-containing domain protein
Exons: 1
Cellular component (GO): nucleus; cytoplasm
Molecular function (GO): protein binding
Source: RefSeq, a predicted model, not a curated record